AUGGAUUUUCCGUGGGUAUCCGAUAUCCCCAAUACCCGUAAACAGGCCUCCCGUAUACCUAACCCUGAUAUCGAUGAUAAUAGUACCAUGGACAAUUUCAAAAACUCUUUAUUUCAAAGUGAGAUACCUAAAACACUCUCGCGAAGCGGCUCGCGUUUAUCUUAUACACCGCCUUCCAACAACAACAAUACAAAAAUUUCGGAAAUAGCUAAACGUUCUCGUGCAGGUACCAUGCCCUCUUCCAGCAUCCCUCCUCUGAUGAGCCUAGGCCAUUCGCAUUUAUACAUGUCUGCAACCGCUCAGGACAGGCCAAAUCAGUCUCCUUCUCUAACUUCGUCAUCAGCAACAACUACAUUGCAUCAACCAGCUAACCUGUAUUCUCAUUCCAACUUGUCAAGUCCUUUGGACGAAAACGCCACAGACUCAAUCGCCAGCACGUUAGCGUCACUAGGUCUUCAUGAAGACAGUAGAAUCUUUCAACGUGCAAAUAGUAGUAAUAACAGUAACAAUAACGUGUCUUCGACUGAUACUACGACAGACAAUUCUGCACCUUCAAGUUAUCUCGAGUCAAUGACGCGUAACCGUGCAUUCACAGUCUCUUCUCGAAGCACUUUGACCGAUAUGACCCGGCCUCAUGAAUCGUUAGCCUUUAGUCCCUUCCCUGAACCAAACCAGCACCAUCAACUAGCGAUACCACAACUAUCUUCGCAACAACAACAACAACAACAACAUCAACAGCAACAGCAACAACAACAGCAAAACAGUAAAAGUGCUAAUCGUCCGCGUGCCAUCAGUUUGGGUAUGAUGGAUUCACCUUUGACUACCCCUCAGCUUCAACCACUACAACAGCUGUCGCAUGGCAGUACUGCAUUCUCACCUUUUGACAUAGUGUCGGAUUUUCAAAAUUCGGGAUCCACCAAUUCCAAAUUGACAGAUGAAAACAGUAACUUGAGCAACCUUAAUACUAACAGUAGCAAUAAUACAUUUAAUACCAGUAAUAAUCUAAAUAAUACCUCCUUACCUUUACUAUAUCAGCCUUGUACAUUCUCUACCACAAAUACUUUGAAUUCUCAAUCAGAUCUGGAUAAUGUCACAGCAACAUCGGACUUCCGUCAUGACUUGGUAGAAAAUUCUCAUUUACCUUCUACAAACCAUUAUCGCCAUCAGUCCUCUACUGAUACAACUGCUGCUUCAUCGUCCUCUGUCAUUUCCUCCUCCGCACAGAUUCCCUCGCGUGCUCUUUGGUUGGGCAAUAUCAACCCUUCCCUAAGUGUUCCUGAUUUGCAUAAAAUGUUUUCUCGUUACGGUCGUGUCGAAAGUGCUCGUAUUUUGUCCGAUAAGGAAUGUGCUUUUGUUAAUUUUGACUCUAUUGAUUCUGCUGUGGCCGCCAGAGAAGAUUUGGUCAACCGUUUAGGAUGCAAAGUGGGAGGUACGGUCGUGAAAGUAGGAUUUGGAAAAGCUGAUGUUGAUUUAGCUAUGGCGUUAACUCAAGAUGCUGGACCGAACGCUCAAGGACCCACUCGGUCUCUUUGGGUCGGUAACAUUCCCUCAAAUAUUAGUCCUGCUGUCCUAAGAUCUGUGUUUCAGGUAUUCGGUAGCAUUGAAUCUAUUCGUAUUCUGUCUCAUAAGAAUUGUGGAUUCGUCAACUUUGAACGACAAGAAGACGCUGUCCGCGCACGUAAACAGAUGCAGAAUAAAGAGAUCCUAGGUACUGGUACGGGUACUGUGCGUAUUGGGUUCGCAAGAGCACCAACAAACAAUCCUGGUGAAGUCAUCGAGGAUGUUGUCAUUUCCGGAAAAACCGUAACAUCUUACGCAACUCCCAACAACAAGCAGAAUCACAGCAGCAGCAACUAUAAGACUGCAGAAAGCAUGAAUGAUAAUGAUAGUGCUGUCGCAUUCACACGCAACGCUGCGGACAAGUCCAGAUUGGACGCACUUAAUUUGCCGUCAUCUUCAUCGGUAUCACAGUCUUCUUUUAAUAGCAGCGAUGAAAAUGCUGGUAACACAUCAGAUCUGACAUCAACAGAGCUUCAGAAAGCACUUACUCAUGAUAACAGCCAUGGUAACAACAAAAAUACGAAUACUAGUCAAUGGGCUACAGUCAUUUUGAUGGCCAGUAUGAUGAUGAAUGCUCAAAAGCAACAACAGCAAAAGCAAGAAAACGGAAAAUGCACUGUUAUUGAUGCGUUUAGCAAAACAGUUGAUGGCGAUACACCUGCACGUUUGGCUGCUGAGCGCAAAAUGAUCAUGCAACAGUUAGGCUACGAGCCAAAAGCUGAUGAAGUGGAUCGUGUUGUUAUUGAGUACAUGUCUACUAUUCCUACGGCUCCAGAAUUUGGUACCGACCGUAGCCUCAGCCCUGCUCGUUUAAGAGAAAUCAGAAAGCUUAUUGAUAAUGGACAAGGAAUGAAUGAUAUAGAAUCCAUUGCUAAGGAAUGCUACGAGGAGAUUGUUGAACUUUGUAGUGAUUAUAUCGGCAAUACAGUCGUUCAAAAACUUUUUGAAAACUGCUGUGAAGAAACCAAAUUCACUAUGCUCAAAAAAAUCGCACCCUACUUAGCCUCCAUUGGUGUUCAUAAGAAUGGUACUUGGGCAGCCCAAAAAAUCAUCACCACUGCAUGCACCGACGAACAAAUCGCGAUGAUCUGUGAGCAUAUUGCUCCCUUCGUUCCUCUCUUAUUACUCGAUCAAUUUGGCAAUUACGUCGUACAAUGUUGUUUACGUAUGGGGCCGACUCGCAAUCAAUAUAUAUUCGAUGGGAUCGUCGACAAGUGCUGGGAAAUCGGUCAAGGCCGCUAUGGUGCUCGUGCCGUUCGUGCCAUACUUGAAAAUGCCAUUGUUACCAAGGAGCAACAGAUCUAUGUUGCAGCUGCUAUCAUGCAAAAUGCCUUAUUAUUAACAACGAAUGCCAACGGUUCCAUCUUGGUUAAUUGGUUACUUGAUACCUCAGGAUUACUUGGACAAUAUCGUGCCUUAUGUAAUCUCAGUUAG
This is a messenger RNA of Mycotypha africana, 2994 nucleotides long. RefSeq lists its product as uncharacterized. Gene Ontology annotation, molecular function: RNA binding. NCBI's taxonomy places the organism in Eukaryota, Fungi, Mucoromycota, Mucoromycetes, Mucorales, Mycotyphaceae. The transcript has 6 exons. Bases 1 to 2994 code for a protein of 997 amino acids. The record is from RefSeq and is a predicted model, not a curated record.